Molecule: messenger RNA, 683 nt
Organism: Tuber aestivum (summer truffle)
Lineage: Eukaryota; Fungi; Ascomycota; Pezizomycetes; Pezizales; Tuberaceae
Source: the annotation of a GenBank genome assembly
ACAACAGCUGGCUUACACACCUCUUCCUUGACCUUGUAUCCUCCCUCCUGCCCUUCCGUCCCCUCCCUACUACUGCCACUGUCACCACCUUCCUUCCCGACUGCAACCUUCCUUCCAACAAUCUCCUCCAACACCCUAGCAACCUCAAUCCUCUGCAAGCACUUCCCGUCCGCCCAUCUCCACCUCCCCAACCAAACAUCCCCCCCACCAGAAAUCACCUCUUGCGGUGCCCACCCCGGCACCAAAACCUUUGAAACGAACGCUGUAUGUCCCAGGCAGAACCCCUCAAUCACCCAACUCUGUGGGUACCUUGAGACCCGUAUGUGUUCGUCCCUAUCCGCUGUUAUGAUAUACUUUCUCUUCUGCCCCUCCCGUGUGGUGGUGGUGACUGAUAGCAGGUCCGUCAACAUGGAUACGUGCCCUAGGAGGAGUUUGUGCGCGAAAGGUAGGUCAUGGAUGAUUUCUGUGCGGUGGCGCUUCGAUCCCGAGUCUUUGGGCGUGGUUGCGGGGGGCACGGCGGGGGCGGCUUCUGGGGAAAGGAGGAGUGGGAGCGAGUAUACGUCACCGAAUUUAUCGGCGACGAGGAUUGUGGUGUCGGAGUCCGUGAGUGCAAGGGCGCAGGGUCUUUUGGGCAUUAUUCUAUUUGUUUUUGUGAAUUAGCUAUUAUAGAGCUUGCAGAUUGA